This is a messenger RNA of Cokeromyces recurvatus, 879 nucleotides long. RefSeq names its product adenylate kinase-domain-containing protein. Gene Ontology annotation, biological process: ADP biosynthetic process. Gene Ontology annotation, molecular function: AMP kinase activity; ATP binding. Gene Ontology annotation, cellular component: mitochondrion; cytoplasm. The coding region runs from base 19 to 786 and encodes 255 amino acids. The transcript has 3 exons. NCBI's taxonomy places the organism in Eukaryota, Fungi, Mucoromycota, Mucoromycetes, Mucorales, Mucoraceae. The record is from RefSeq and is a predicted model, not a curated record.
UUACAAGUUACAAUCAUCAUGGCCGAUCAACAUUCAGCAGUUCUUGAAGAAAUUAAGAAAAACAUUCAAGAUCUUCAACAAAAGUUUGAAACACUUGAAAAGAAGGUAGCAGGUGGUGUACCUAAACAAGAACUUCGUAUGGUUAUUAUGGGACCUCCUGGUGCUGGUAAAGGAACCCAAGCACCUGCUAUUAAAGAAAAGUAUUGUGCUUGUCAUUUAGCAACAGGUGAUAUGCUUAGAGCUGCUGUUAAUGCCAAGACACCUCUUGGUUUGGCUGCUAAAAAGGUAAUGGAUGAAGGUGGACUUGUUUCUGAUGAAAUUGUUGUUGGUAUGAUUAAAGAGAAUUUAGAUACAAAUCCUGAGUGUAAGAAUGGUUUUAUUCUUGAUGGUUUCCCUCGCACUGUUGUUCAAGCAGAAAAAUUAGAUGAAAUGCUUGAAGAAAAGAAGAAGCCUUUGAAUUCAGUUGUUCAAUUAGUGAUUGACGAUAGUCUUCUUGUAUCACGUAUCACUGGUCGUUUAAUUCAUCCUGCUUCUGGCAGAAGUUAUCACAAGGAAUUUAAUCCACCUAAGGUCCCUAUGAAGGAUGAUAUCACUGGUGAGCCUCUUGUUCAACGUUCUGAUGAUAAUGUCGAAUCUUUAAAGAAACGAUUAGACGCUUUCCAUAAACAAACAGUUCCAGUUGCUGAAUAUUAUAAGAAAAAGAAUCUUUGGUAUGGUGUUGAUGCUUCUCAAUCCCCCAAGGCUGUUUGGGCUUCUCUUAAUGCUAUUUUUGACAAGACUCUUUAGAUCCUAUUUUUUUUUAUAUAUAUAUAUUAUUCUUUCGUUUAUAUCUAUUCAUACAGGUAACAAGUUCCUUUUAUAUAUUGUGAAAUAAAAUAA